This is a messenger RNA of Indicator indicator, 339 nucleotides long. It is a transcript of the gene HMGA2, whose product is annotated as high mobility group AT-hook 2. Bases 1 to 339 code for a protein of 112 amino acids. NCBI's taxonomy places the organism in Eukaryota, Metazoa, Chordata, Aves, Piciformes, Indicatoridae. Gene Ontology annotation, biological process: regulation of DNA-templated transcription. The record is from RefSeq and is a predicted model, not a curated record. The transcript has 4 exons. Gene Ontology annotation, cellular component: chromatin; nucleus. Gene Ontology annotation, molecular function: DNA binding; transcription coregulator activity.
AUGAGUGCACAAGGUGAGGGACCCGGUCAGCCUUCCACUGCUGCCCAGGAGCAACCUGCAACCGCAGAGCCUCAGAAGAGAGGACGAGGCAGACCCAGGAAGCAACCACAAGAACCAACUGGUGAGCCAUCUCCUAAAAGACCAAGAGGAAGACCCAAAGGAAGCAAAAACAAGAGUCCCUCUAAAGCAGCUCAGAAGAAAGCAGAAGCCACUGGCGAAAAGCGACCCAGGGGCCGGCCUAGAAAAUGGGUAUGUGUUUCUGAGUUCCAUCCCUGCAUGAUGAAAUGGAGGGCAAUGUUCUAUUCUGCUCCAGAGAGAAAUGUGGUUAAAUUACUAUAA